UGCUGACAGGGAGCGACUCUCACACCGCGUAAAAGUGCUGAAAUUUCUGCUGCGCAACAACACAUUCUGACCUUCCGCACCGAGCUGCGAGCUCUUACUGACCAGCAGACCAGCAUGUCGAUGACCGUGAAGGCUUAUCUCCUGGGGAAGGAGGAAUCCCAUAAAGAGAUUCGGCGCUUCGCUGUGGAUCAGGGGGUCACCACAAGUUUUGAGUACCUGAGCCGCAGAGUUGCGGAUGUUUUCUCCAACCUGCGCAACGGCUGCUUCCAAAUGUACUACAAGGACGAGGAUGGUGACAUGAUCGCCUUCUCCUCUGAUGAUGAACUCAUGAUGGGACUGUCGCUGAUAAAGGACGACACCUUCCGCAUCUUCAUCAAGGAGAAAAAGGAGGACAAACAUCAUGGGGCGCAAGGAUUCUUUCCUCCUCCUCUAGGACCACACCACAGGGGCCCCCUAGGGCCCCCUCCUAUGGGUCCACCACCCCAUAUGGGACCACCUCAUCACCCCCCCAUGGUUCACCCUGGCGUGACCUGCGAUGGAUGUGAGGGCCAGGUCGUUGGGACCCGCUUCAAGUGCACCGUCUGCCCCAAUUAUGACCUUUGCUCCACCUGCCAGGCCAAGGGUCUGCACAAGGAGCAUGCCCUCCUGCCCAUCUUCCACCCCAUGGCCAACAUGUUUGAUCAAUGGUUCCCUCGUGGCAAGAUCUGGCGCAAGAUGAGGCACUGCAUGUGGGCCGGGGCUCAGAACUACGCCCAGGCUCAGAACUGUGCCCAGCCCGGACCAUCGGGUGCCCAGCCCGGACCAUCGUGUGCCCAGGCCAACUCGCAGCAGGCCGACUCACAGGAAGGCCAGGCUCAGAACGGAGCUGAUGCAGCUGACCAGACCAACAUGGAGUACCUGAAGAACAUUGGAGAGGGCGUGGCUGCCUUGCUUAGCCCCCUUGGCAUCGACGUGGACAUUGAUGUAGAGCAUGCUGGUCAAAGGGCAAAAGUGACACCUACUCCUCCUGCCUCAAGUGGACCCCCUAGUGGUCGGAGUGAUGGUGACCCAGCCGGCCCAUCCAAAGGGGAAGACGGAGGACCAAUGAGCUCAGUAGAGAACAAUGAGAACAGUAUGGGGAGUGCCGACAGAGGAGCCAAAGAUCAGAGGGACCAGAAUACCGAUGAAGAAUGGACCCAUCUGAGCUCAAAGGAAGUGGAUCCAUCCACCGGUGAGCUGCAGUCACUCAGGAUGGAGGUGGACGGCGCAAAUCUGGAAGCUGAUGGAAGCCCCAGCAGCUCCACUGCUAACCAAGGUCCGACCGGUUUACGCGAGGCUGCGCUCUACCCACACCUGCCCCGAGAUGCAGAUCCUCAGCUGGUGGAAUCCCUCUCCCAGAUGCUCUCCAUGGGCUUCACAGAUGACGGCGGCUGGCUGACCAGGCUCCUCCAAACCAAGAACUACGACAUAGGAACCGCGCUGGACACCAUCCAGUACGCCAAACCACCAGGCCCACAGCAGUGAAGCAUCAGCAAGGGCUCACAAACACCGGGGUUACAUUUAAUCACUUACAACCCCGUGCUAAUCUAUAGCAAUCUGCCAACUCUGCCUUUCUAAAAAUAUAUAACAAGUUUCUUUCAUACUGCUGACGGCAACUUACUCAGGCAUUUAAAAGACCAGUUAGCACAUGCUCCAUUUUAU
Molecule: messenger RNA, 1680 nt
Organism: Trichomycterus rosablanca
Lineage: Eukaryota; Metazoa; Chordata; Actinopteri; Siluriformes; Trichomycteridae
Gene: sqstm1
Product: sequestosome 1
Exons: 8
Coding region: 115-1503 (462 amino acids)
Biological process (GO): mitophagy; endosome organization; aggrephagy
Cellular component (GO): amphisome; aggresome
Molecular function (GO): protein kinase C binding; K63-linked polyubiquitin modification-dependent protein binding; zinc ion binding
Source: RefSeq, a predicted model, not a curated record